CUGUUCUGAACCAUGGGACUCUAAUUUACUGUUCAUUCGUUGUAGGGUGAUUCAGGAGGUCCACUUCAAAACAAGUUGAUGCACAAUGCAAGAAUGACCCCUUUUGUUGUUGGUGUAACUUCCUUCGGAACCGCUUGUGGAAUGUCUGUUCCGGGAGUUUAUACUAAAAUAGCGCCGUAUCAUGACUGGAUAGUUGAAACCAUGCUAAAUAGUGGUGUAAUACUUCCAAAUAAUGUUUUCAACGCCACAUUUUGUGCAUUACGUUUCGCAUAUUUUCGUGAGUAUGAGGAUGCUAUGAUUAUGGAGCGUACUCCCAAUUAUGUUGCCGUGGACAGCGAUCGGAGACAUAUGUUCUUGGCCAAUGGACUACCAUCAUACGUUGUGCAGUUAGCAUGGAAAGGAAAAACAAAUAAUUGUUGUGGUGUAAUAAUCGAUGAGGACACUGUAUUGAUGCUUGCACAAUGUGUUACCAAAAAUGGAGAGCGCGUUUCUCAUAUUAAUUAUUCGAAUAAUGUUACAAUGGAGGUAUCGAAAAUUCACAUUCAUCCAAACUACAAACAGGGAAGUAGCUAUAAUAAUAUAGCUAUUUUACGAUUGCAAAAGUUUCUCGACUUCCAAGAUCUCGAUCCGCCCUGUCUAUGGCAAGAAAAGAGUAUAUCACAAGAAGUUCAUGUACAUGGAUCCGGUCGUCGCGACAUUAAUUUCUUUCUUUAUAUGAGUGCGCACAUAAAAAACAUAGAUCCAUCGAUAACGAUUUUAACCCCACGAGUCCGUUUCCAAAACGCUUCGACUUGUAUCAUCCCCAAGAGAUAUCUACCAUUGCUUCGUAAUGGAUUAACUGACGAACAUAUUUGCAAUGGGCAGAAUUUGUUCCUUGUGCCGAAGUCCUGCGAACUUGUGACUGGUGGAGCACUUCACACUUCAGAUUUUAAAUAUCUAAAUUUCUAUCCCAUGGUGUACGGAUUGAAUUAUCUGGGUAGGGAAUGUGGUUUCGGUGAACACGCGAUAGCGAUUAGCGUGGCAAAUUACGCCGAAUGGAUGAAGUCCGUGCUUUUUUCCGAACUACAAGCAAUCCCAUGGUACAGUACAGUUCGUCGAUUCGGAUCUUCAAGAGGGUGACCCUGGCCAUACAUAUGAUGGACGCACAGCACGUUGCGUUCCGGCUUCGAGAUGUUCAAGAAGAUGGAACCAAUUUCUGUUCAAUGGGACGAUUGAGUUGUGUGCUACCAGUUCUUUAGCCUGCUGUGUUCAGUAUGUUCAGUAUCCACGAUAUCAAUGAGUGGUAUCGUGGAUACUGAACAUAACGUAAUCGAUCCGCAGCUCUCCGGAUGUCCAAGUUUGGUGAAAGAUCUCAACGUAACAUCGCCAAACUUGCGGGAAGUGUUAUCUAAAAGGCGUAUCGAGUAGACGCAAUACUGGUGCACCACGCUUACAAUACAACCGACAACACUAACGAUAUUGCUAUGAUUCGAUUGGAUAGAAAUCUCAUUUUGACCUCAUAUAUAUUUCCUGCCUGUUUAUGGACCAAUACAACACAUGUACCUCUGGUGUGUUGUAUUUCCCUGAUAAUGACGGCGAGACAGAAUUCACCAGAGUAAUGGCAACGUAUAACACCGACUGCCAGAGAACUCAUAGGUAUAAGAUCCAGGGAACUCAGCUUUGUGCGAGAGACCCGCUUAGUAACAUCACUUGUAAUACUUCGACUGAUCUACUACGAUACGACAGCCUGGACGGAGUUUUCUAUGUUGUGGGAUUAUCAACAGAUUUCGAUAACUGUAAGCACUCACACUACACGGUGUUUACUAGAAUUUCCAGUUUCGUUAGCUGGAUCGGAAUGAAUGUGUAAACAGUAAUCAUUGUAAAGAACAGGAAUGUUCGUCGAUAGUUGUUUCUGAUAACCGAAAUUCGUGAGAGCUCAAUACAAUUUUCCCUCUCAGAGCAUUAAUUCAUUUAUAUGAGGUAUAUAUGUCAG
Toxorhynchites rutilus septentrionalis is the source of this 1972-nucleotide messenger RNA. RefSeq names its product clotting factor B-like. The record is from RefSeq and is a predicted model, not a curated record. Gene Ontology annotation, biological process: proteolysis. The transcript has 5 exons. Gene Ontology annotation, molecular function: serine-type endopeptidase activity. NCBI's taxonomy places the organism in Eukaryota, Metazoa, Arthropoda, Insecta, Diptera, Culicidae. The coding region runs from base 79 to 1119 and encodes 346 amino acids.